AUGUCAUCAGUCAAGAACAACAUCCUCAAAAGCAUCUGGGAGGGAGAAUGUUGCAUAUCUGUUAUUCCCUGUUUACUUCUUGGCUGUUUGUAUGUGGGGAGUACAUUCUUUAGGGAUCACUCAAACAAAAUAAAGAAGCGUUUAUCCAGUGUUCUGUGUGUGUCAGCUGUUUCUCCACUAGUUGUUUGGGCAUGGACACAUUCAAUGAAAGACAGGCCAAGACCACCCUUUUUGGCACUACAGGGCUUUUGUCUAGAGGGCUUUGUGCCUUCCGCUCUGCUGCCACUAACCCUUAAAAUGGUGCAUUUUCUUGGACCUCUGACUCAGUCAGCAACUGACAGCCCAAGACGAUACUUCCAGGAUGUUAAAGCAGGGUUUAGUGAUUCUCAGUUUUGGAGCAAGUGUGUGAAAGAUUUGCAGUGGCUGAGGAACCAAGUGUUGGCCCCACUGACAGAGGAGUUUGUAUUUCGAGCUUGCAUGAUUCCUAUGUUGGUGCAAUUCACUGGUCCAACUGUUGCAAUCAUAAUCAGUCCGCUCUUCUUUGGCAUGGGUCAUUUGGUGGGGCCCGUGUUGUGCCACUUAUUUUGCAACUGUACAGGUUUUCUGUAUUUGCAACACCCGCAGAGGCCUAUGAUCCUGUUCUCCUGCCAGCUGGGUGUUCUGCUCUUCACCAUCCUCCUCUUCCCUUUCACAUAUCCAGCUAUCUAUGGAAUGACUCCCAGCUGUAGUCUACUGCUUACUUGUUCUGGAGAGAAAUUCAAGAUUGAGACAGACUCAGGUGGAGUGGGCCUUCUGUAA
Messenger RNA from Xyrauchen texanus (razorback sucker), 798 nucleotides. RefSeq names its product CAAX prenyl protease 2-like. Gene Ontology annotation, cellular component: endoplasmic reticulum membrane. Lineage: Eukaryota; Metazoa; Chordata; Actinopteri; Cypriniformes; Catostomidae. Gene Ontology annotation, biological process: CAAX-box protein processing. The record is from RefSeq and is a predicted model, not a curated record. Gene Ontology annotation, molecular function: metalloendopeptidase activity.